AUGUCAGCUUUACUACCUUCAAGUAUAUUGGGAGUAGCGACAACUGUCAUAUCAUCCCCAUCACCAACACCUGAAGAAUUGAGGAAAUCACUCUCACCAUCAGGAGGUGCACCUUUAUCUGGUGAUCCACAUUUAAUCCCAUCUAAAUAUAUCGUGAACACUGAAGGGAAAAGGGAUGAAGAAAUAGGCGCAACACCUUCACCAACUUCCAAUUCGAAUUCGAAUUCAAAUUCAAACUUCAAUCAAGAGCAAUAUCAUUCGACUGGUCAAUCAACUUCUUUAAAUCCUCAUCCAUCUCGUGUAUCCACAUCACCCAAUCUUCAUACUGAUAACAAUACCUUUCCACCUCCAAUACAUCUGACUAGAGCACCACCGUCAACAUUAUUAGAUGCACCCGCAAGAGCAGCGAUGAGUUUACCUAAUGGAACAACAGCUGCAGCUCAAGCUAGAGCAGUAAGAGGCGGAAGUGAGACUAGAACACCUGAGUAUGAGAUUGAUCAAGAUGGUUUAGGUCGUCACCAAAAACAAAAUGGUUUUUUCGAUAAUAGAUUCAUGAGUGAAGAAGAAAGUACACCUUUAUUAGCUCCCACACCUACUUAUCCAGGUCGAAACUCGAAUGGAGAUUAUCCUAAUAUAUCAAGAUCAUCUUCAACAGGAUCAAAUUCGUCAAACAGAGGUAUAUUACGUAGGAUAUUCAUUGAUAGAUCAACAACACCUUCACAACACUUGACUAGACCUACAUUCCCACCACCUUCUUUAUCAACUUAUUCACCUAUACCACCUAGACCAUUAACUUUCAUGUCAAAGAUCAAUCUAUUCAUCAAUCAAUCUAUAUCAAUAUUACUUUCAACUUAUUUCUUGAUUUUCGUGGUUUUAUGGGCUUUUUCAGCUGAGAUAGCAAAAGCUUUACCUAAAUGGGUCUGGCCGGAUAGACCAAGAAAAUUCCCUUGGGAUGAUGAAAGUUAUUGGAAGAAAGAAGGUAAAAAAGUUUCCAAAGAUCCUGCAGAUUAUGCGAAACAAGUUGGAAUGGAUAUAGAGCAUCAAACGGUUGAAACAGAUGAUGGUUAUUUCCUAAAGAUGCACCGCGUCAUUGAUCCGAAAGCGACUCCUCACUCUGAUGGUAGAGGUGGCUUCCCAGUAUUGAUUUUACACGGUCUAUUCCAAUCUUCAGGAUCAUUCGUGACGUCUGAAGAUCGCUCUUUGGCCUUUUGGUUGGCUAAGAAUGGUGGAUAUCAAGUGUACCUGGGUAAUACAAGGGGCGUUUUCGAUAUGGGUCAUAGAAGUUUUGGUAGAAAUGAUCCCAGAUUUUGGGAUUGGACGAUAAGGGAGUUGGCUAUGUACGACUUGCCCGCUUUAGUCGAUCACGUAUGUCGAGAGACCGGUUAUGAUAAGAUCGGGUUCAUUGGUCAUUCCCAAGGAAACGGUCUAGCUUUCAUUUCCCUUUCUUUAGGAAUGUGUCCAUCUCUGGGUGAAAAACUAUCGGUCUUCAUUGCUUUGGCCCCAGCUGUAUACGCCGGUCCCUUGACCCACGGUUUUCCAUUCACCGCACUGAACAAGAUGGAAUGGUCGAAAUGGAAAAGAUUUUUCGGUGUACUGGAUUUCAUACCUUUGAUGAGAUGGGCAUAUGACUAUGCUCCAGCUAGGUUGUUUGCGGCGCUGGGAUAUAUCAUGUUUGCUUUCUUGUUCGGUUGGACAGAUGCUAAUUGGUUACAUCGACGAAAGACGAAAAUGUUCCGAUUCACUCCAACACCCGUAUCUUCAGCUUCGAUCUUUUGGUGGUGCGGUAAAGGUGGCUUCGCAGAUAGAAAAUGUACUUUAGAUGAUUCGUUGGAUAAAUGGUUUGAUAAUCGUUUCCCGCCGUUAUCAAUAUACCAUGGUGGCAGAGAUCACCUGGUGCUGGCUGAACCUUUAUUGGAAAGAUUAGAAAAGAAAGAAAAAGACGUUAAAGUGAUCAAAGUCACUAAGCUGGAUAAGAGUGAACAUUGCGAUUUCUAUUGGGCUGCAGAAGCUGUCGAAUGGGCCUAUCUAUCUUUCAUGGACGACAUCGAAUCUACUAGACCUAAAUAUCCCGAUGAAGAGGAGUCUUCACGAGAGGAAGAAAGUACGGAGACCAACGUUGAUCCUAAUCACAAUGAGUACAAGUGA
This is a messenger RNA of Kwoniella shivajii, 2145 nucleotides long. RefSeq lists its product as uncharacterized. The transcript is spliced from 8 exons. The coding region runs from base 1 to 2145 and encodes 714 amino acids. Gene Ontology annotation, biological process: lipid metabolic process. NCBI's taxonomy places the organism in Eukaryota, Fungi, Basidiomycota, Tremellomycetes, Tremellales, Cryptococcaceae. The record is from RefSeq and is a predicted model, not a curated record.